Parascedosporium putredinis is the source of this 612-nucleotide messenger RNA. The record is from the annotation of a GenBank genome assembly. NCBI's taxonomy places the organism in Eukaryota, Fungi, Ascomycota, Sordariomycetes, Microascales, Microascaceae.
AUGCAUCCUCGAGUAUUGCUCGCAUUCCUGGGCCUCGCCGUCACAGCCACGGUAGGAACGACGACCGUGGAUGAAAUCAAGAUCAUAAACACCAGAUUUGUUGGAUCUGGCUGUCCCAAACACCCCAUUGUCGAUUUGACGAGCGAUGACAGAAUCGAACUAUCUCUCGCCCCCUUUAGUAUCGCCGUUGGUUCCAAGUCAUCCAAGCUCAAAGACCAGGUCGAGUGUCUCGUGGAAUUCGAGAUCAGCCACCCCGCUAACCGCCAAGUCCGCCUUCACGAUACCACGGUCGUGGGGGCCAUCUCUGCGGAUGGAGACGUCUCCGCCCAGCUGUCGGUGACCACCAAUCUCGGCAAGGACAAAGCGGAUUACACCCGCUCUAUAUCGAACAGCAAAGAUAAGAAGGUCAAGCUCUUCUUCUCGGAGUAUCUGCGGCCAGAAGAGCAAGGUCGCGCUGCGGGUUGCGGGGAAACAAAAACGCGCCUAGUGCUGGACACGAGUUUACACCUAUCGACGAAGAACGCGCAUAUCGGUGGGAAGCUAUCUUUGGAAGAAGUUAACAAUAGGGUUGAUUUUACGCAUGAGCUCAAUUUAGCGUGGACGGACUGUUGA